AUGGAGCCGAUUCAUGGCUCCGACCUCGGGCUCCUGACUGGAAGCAAAGCCGUUCAGAGGAUCCUGUGCCCUAUGGCUGCCCAGCUCUGCCACCUCAUCCUGGCCCUGGAAGGGGAGCAUGGGAUCUGUCCCGAUAUAGGGCAGGAGGCAGAAGCGUUGGCUCAAGCCACAGAGGAACUCGCUGCUGCUGCAAUGAGGCUGGCUGAGGAUGCUGGAGAUGAGCUCCUGGAGGAGACACAUCCUGCGGCCGAGGCGCUGGUGCUGGCGGGCAGGAAGGUGGUGCUGGCAGCCGGCAGGGUCCGGGCACAGCCACACAGCCCUGGCCACAGGGAGGAGCUGACAGCGGCUGCACGGGGGGUACUGAUGGAGACAGCGAAGAUCCUGCGGUUGGGAGAUGCUGCUGGGACAAGGAGCAUCCUGCAGGCUGCCCACUGCCUUCUGGAGUGCCUGAACAUGCUGCAGGGCACAGGGGAUGCACCAGGAGCACCGGAUCCUUCCCAAGCCUUGUCCGAUGCUGUGCUGGUGCUGAGCAGCCUGACAGCACAGCGCAUAGAGGGAAUGGGUGAGUGUCCUCGACGGCAGAGCCUGGCCCGAGCCCUGCAGCUCCUGCAGCAGCAGCUCCCGAUGCUCCAUGCGGCCAUGGACAGGGAUAUCAGAUGCUCCCGGGAUCAGGAACUCGGAUGCUCCCAGGAUCAGGAACUCAGCCUCUCCAAGGAUAACACCUUCCGGAUGAUGGAGAACACCAUCACGGAGCUCACAUCCCUGCUCAUGGAUGGUACCCAUAGUGAGGAGCCUCAGGACACAAGCGGGACCUUCACCCAUCACAUACACAGGCUGCAGGCUCUGCUGUCUGCCCCGGACCCCCUGCUGCUGUCUGACAACACCCUCAGUGCUCACCUGGGAGCUGUUGUUCUCCAUUGCAUGCUCCUGGCAGAGGCAUCGAGGCCGGAGCAGAGGCUGGAGCUGGUCCAGCACUGCCAGGCUCUGCUGCGGCUCUGGAACAGCAUCUGCAGCCCAGGGGGGCACCAGGAGGGGCAGUGCCACAGCAUGAGGCAGGAGGUGCAGAGCCUGCAGCAGGCAGUGCUCACAGCCACACUGUGCCAGCUCCUGGAUGCCUGUGCCGAGGAUGAGGAUCCCCUCCGGGUGCUGGUUGAAGGUGCCCUCAGCCUCGCUGCCUCCGGUGCCUGCCCUGCAGGGCCAGGGGGGUUCCUACAGCAGCUGCACCCCCUCAUUGCUGCUGUCCUCAGGCAGGGCAUGGGGCUGCUCAGAGGGGCAGAGCUGCUCCUGGCGCUGUGCACUGAGCCCCACACUGCUGCUGAGGUCCUGGAGCUGCGGCAGCACAUGGGGACGCUCCUGGCGCGCAUCCCUGCCCUGCUCAUCACCAUGGGCACCAAUGGGGCUGGGGCAGGUGGUGCUGAGCAGCUGCAGUCCCUGCACCAGGCCUGGGCUGCAGCAGUGCAGAGCCUCCUGUGGUGCUGUGCGGACACCACCGGCACACGUCGGUUCCUCACGGUGGCCAUGCAGGAGAUGGGCAAGCACCAGGAAUGCUGCCAACGGGCCCUGGGGAGCCAGGACCCCGAGGGGUUCUCAUGGCACAUCACCCACCUCAGCCGCUGGGCACGGUGGGUGGUGGGAGCCAGCACCAGGUAUGUGGAUGGAGCCACCGAUCCCAUCUUCAGGAAUGGUUUGCUGGUCUGGAUCCAGCAGCUGUCGAGCUCUAUCCCGGAGCUGGAAGCGGCUGCAGUGCUCUGUGCACAGAGCAUCUCCUGCCUCCGGAGCAGGGAUGUGUUUUCCAAGGCACUGAGCUCCCUGAUGGAUGCUGCUCAGCGUGUGCAGGACGGGCUGGAUGGGUCCAACCACCCCGACCUCCUCAGCCCCCUGCGGGAACACGUGCGAGGAGUGGAUGUGACAGAGGGGGUUGAGCUCAGCCCAUCUCCUGCGGGGCUAAAACCCACUAUGGACUCAGCUGUGCUGCUGCAGGAACACUCCUUCCCUGCUCCAUCUUCACCUGCAGGGUGCUCCGCACCAAGGGAUGGAUCCUUACACCCGGUGAUCACAGCUCUGCUGGCAGCAGCAGCAGCCCAGGACACAGCCUCACUCCAUGCUGCAUGCUCAGCCUUGCUCCAGCUCACCCAUGGCUUUGUGUGUGCAGCAAAGGAAGCACUGCCCCUCUCCGAGCAUCCCCAUAGGGACAGCCUGGAGCAGGCUCCAGCUAUGGAGCUGCUGACCACACAUGUACUGAGCCUGGCCAGAGCUGCAGCCCCACAGCAGUGCCCCUGCCCCACUGACCUGCUCCAUGCAGCACGCAGGCUCUCAGACAGGCUCUGUGACACCAUGGAGGGCCUGGCAGCCGUGGCAGGGCCCUGGUAUGUGCUGUCCCAGCAGGUCCUUGCCUUCACCGUGGCCGCUGACCCCCUGAGGGGCAGGCAGGCUGUGGCUGACACCAUGGUGGGUAUAGCAGCAGCGGUCCGGUUCGUGGCACACACCAUGGGAAGCUCCAUUUGCCCCCAUGAGGGUUGGCAGAGCUUCCUGCAGGUGCAGAGCACGUUUGCCCGUGCUCAGGUGAGCACCAACGCGUUGCUGGAGGAGGCAGCAUCCUCAGAGGGCUCCGUGCUGGGCAGGGCCAGGCUGGAGCUGCUGUGUGUGCAAUGGGCUGUGAGCACACGUGUGCUGCUGGCGGCUCUGGACCAGUUCAUCGGCAGGGAUGUGCUGCUGGGGGAGCUGGGGAGCGCGGUGAGGAACCGGUUCUGUCCCCACAGCAUCCUGGCUGCUGUGUCUGAGCGCUCCCUAAGGCUGCAGGAGGCUGCCCGGCUCUCAUCCUGCCCUGGAUCCCAUGGGCACAGUGAGAUCCUGGUGCUCCGGGAGGAGAUCCGGGUGCUGAUGGAGGCGCUGCUGGAGGCCUCCAGCACCAUCCUGCUGUCCCCACUGCCUCACGCCAGCCUGUGCGCUCGCUGGGAGCUCCUGCAGAGGGACCUGGGCCUCAGGGUCAAGGUGCUGCUGAUCCACCUGGAGAAGGUCAAUGCUGAGCACUUGAGGGUGAUCAGAGACGUUGUUGGACCUGCAUUGAUGCCUCUGUCCCAGCAGGAGAGGGAAAGGAGCAAAGAGGCCUUUGAAGAGAAAGCAAACAGGCUAAUGGCAAAUGUACAGUGGGUCACAACCACCCUCCACCAUGUGCUGGAGGCCAACACUCAACCGGAGCUGCAGGCAAACCUGCUCUCCAUGGCAGAGCACCUCCUGCUGCUCACAUCCAAUGCCAUGGGCAGUGCCAGGCAGCUCCUUCAGAGCCCCAGGGAUGGAGAGCACCUCCACCUGGAGAGCAUCAUCUGGUGCUGGGCUGCAGGGGCACAGUACCUGCUCACACAGCUGCAGGCUGUGCAGGGCAUCGGUGGGGAUGUCCUGGAGCUCAUCAGGCAUCACCUGCAGGACACAGGGGACCGGAGCUUCCCAAGGCAACACAGCAGCACAGCCAGGCUCUUCCCAGCCCUGGAGCCUCAGAGCCACACCAGGGCAAUGGAGACCUGCCCAAGAACGAGUGGAGCUGCCACGGAGGCACCUGCAAUGCAGCCCAAGGGUCCUGCCAGCACCAGUGUGAAGCACGAGACAGAAAGCAGUGACAUGGGGCAGGGAGGCCCCAGCAGGAUGUCCCAGGUCACCAAGGACACAGCCACAAGGAUGCUCCACAUGACUCAGUUCCUCAGGAGGAAGGGCCCCAUCACAAGCAAGGACCAGCUGGUUGCCUGCGCGAGGCAGAUGGCUCUGCAUGGGCAGCAGUUUGUCACCUUUGGCCGUGCCCUGGCCAGGCUCUGCCUGGACACGAGGUGCUCCAUGGAGCUGCUGAGUGCCACCGAGCAGGCUCACACCAUCAGCAGCCAGCUCAGCAUCGUGGCCAGGGUAAAAGCAGUCACUGCAGAGAGCAAAUCCUCUUCUGAGCUGCUCGUGAGCAACACACAGAACCUGGUCCAGGCAGUUCUGCACAUCCUGAAGGCAGCUGAGGCAGCGUGUGUCAAAGGCCUGCGCCAGCCUCUGCCUGACACUGAGGAAGCAGCAGCAGCUGCUCUGUGCAUGCAGUGGAGAAGAAACCUGUUCCUGCACAGAGCCAAAGCAUCCUUCACCUCAGACAGGGAUGAACUGGGGCUGCGCAGGACUCGGACCACAGCUGAGCCCUCCCUGGUGGCAAUGGUGCAAGAACCACACACCAAGGACACCCCUGAGCACCCACGAGGUGUUAAAGGAGGUACAAUUAUGGGUGGCCACCUGUAG
Molecule: messenger RNA, 4260 nt
Organism: Melopsittacus undulatus (budgerigar)
Lineage: Eukaryota; Metazoa; Chordata; Aves; Psittaciformes; Psittaculidae
Exons: 7
Coding region: 1-4260 (1419 amino acids)
Biological process (GO): cell-cell adhesion; cell migration
Cellular component (GO): adherens junction; catenin complex
Molecular function (GO): actin filament binding; beta-catenin binding
Source: RefSeq, a predicted model, not a curated record